GUGAAACCCAAGUCCAAGUCCGCACGUUCACUAUCUUCAGCUUUACCUAUGACAACAACCUCAAGAGCCGAAAAAGGGAAAACAGAAGAUUAUCUAAUUCCUCUUAUUUGUGUCACCUCAGCCAAUGGACCAAUGGUCCUGUCCUUCUCCCCGUCUGACGGCGUGUUGGACAUGGCUGCAGUUAGGAUCGAAGGGCAACCCUCUGACUUGGAUAUUCUGGGCCAUGCUCGCAAGAUCCUGCAAGGGGUCUGUUAUGCAAGGGUACUGCCAGAACCUAAGGAUGAGAAGGCUGCGCUGGCCGCUGAGCUAGCAGCCAUGACAGACCCGAUGGAACGAAGAGAGAGGGAAGACGAGCAAAAAUUAGCAUGGAAGCUGAAAAUGAAGAGGGAGAAUAAGAGGAGGAGAGAGGAAGUGAAUAAGAUGACCGCAGCAGUGGCAAAGGUGCAGGAGUGUAGAGCGGAGGUGCUGGCCCAGCCAGAUGAUAAGGCCAAGAGGGACAAAGUACUGGGCUAUCUAGAGGUGUUGAGCAAGGCCUGGAUGGAGGAGCGCCAAGCAAGCUGGAGCCAGGAUGUAGCGUUGAGUGCCAUGCGGUCCGGGUUCAGGGAUUUUGUGCGCGAAAUCGUCACCCACAUUGGGGGCGAAGUCAAACAGUUGAGGGACAACGUAGGGAAGUUUCGUGAGGGCGCCAUUCAAGGUGCCAAAGCUGCAGCCGCUGUAGAAGGAGAGGGCAGACCCCGUAAGGACCCAGUGAAACUUAAGUUCCCAGACGCGUACGGGGGAAAGAAGGACGAGAACUUUGACAACUGGGAGGCCAGUGUCAAUAGUUACAUUUACUUACAGCAUAUCUUGAUAGAGGAGCAAGUCCUCGUGGCCUUCCAGGCCCUGAAGGACGAAGCGGCUAGCUUCGCCAGGUCUCUCGCGUGUACAGCCGGUUGUGAAAACAACCUGGUUGCAUAUUCCAAAGUCACUCCUCUUUCCCAAUUCCUCAAGCUCCUCAAGGAGCGGUUCGCUGACCCAACGCGAGGCAUUAGAGCCUAUGAUAAGCUCCAAACGAUCCACUCCCGGCAGUGGAGGAGUGCCAAGGCACUCAAGGGUACCAUAGCCGUCCCGGACCACGGGGUCACUGAGCCCCAGUUGGUCCAAUUGUUUUAUCGUGCCAUUCCAGAGGCCCUACGCGGGCAUUUCUUUGACAAAUCUCAGCAGGCCGGCAUGACUUACGAUGCAUUGAGUAGAGAAGUUGUCCUGUAUGAGUCGAAGUCUAUGCCAGUUACCACUUUCUGGCACAAGGACCUGGAGAAGGGGAAGAAGUGGAAAGAUCGUACCAUCUCGGGCCAAGUCAAGCCCAAGGAUCACUUGAUCCUGACAUUAGAGGAGGGUGGUACAGAAGAGGUCCCAUAUGAUCAGAUUGAGUGGGGCCUAGGGGAGGAGUACAGUAGUGUAGGGCAGGGGAGGUCUUACGUUGUGAGAUGGUGCACAAGCUCGUUGUCACCGGUGCCAAGGUGCUUAAGCGACAAAAAGACGCAGUACCUCCUCAAGAACUAUAGACAGUUGCAUGGCAUUGCGGAAGGGGGGACGACUACGAUGGAGACUCAGGACGCGGACUCCGAGCCGGUCAUUUGCGGGUACGAGGAGACGCAACCACCAACCGCUGCGGGGAUGGCACCACCGAAAACAGCUUCCCGAACAGAGUCGGUCGCCGCUGCAGAGGAGGGGCCAGCGGAGGGUUCAGGGUCGAACACGAGGGUGGCAUCACUGCAGCAAACAUCAAUGAAGAGAUGGCUGGACAACGAUGCACAAAAGAAGCUGGAUAUUGUGUGGGCGGAGGCGAUGUUCCGUGCUGGCAUUGCGUUUAACUUCCUAAAAUUCGACACGACGCAGAAGCUUCACGAAGUUUACUUGGAAGUGGCGAGUGCUCGACCGAAGGUCAAGCUGCCCUCGUACAACCAUAUGAGGACGGUGAUGCUCAACUUCAUGUACUUGCGAAUUCAAAAGCAAGUGCAUCCUCUGACAACCUGUUGGGAUGAAUCAGGCUGUACAUUCAUCACGGACGGGUCAUCCGACCGUCGAGAGCGCCCCGUCAUGAACUUCUUGGCAGCGGGGGAGAAGGGUGCAGUUCAGGUGGCCACGGUGUCAAUGACGGCAAGGAAGAAAACAGCGCAGGCAUUGGCAAAGUUGUGGGAGCAGAUCAUGAGGGAGAUAGGGGUGCAUCGCAUCAACGCGAUCUGCACUGACAAUGCCGAAGUGAACAAGAAGGCUGCUCAGCUUUUGGAGCGCCGCACUGACAAGGACAUUUGCACGGAUUCCAUGGCGCGGUGGACGCGGAUCCGUUGGUCCACUACGAAGUUGAAGUCGAAAGCGGACCUGGUUUACUUCACCAUGAGGAGAGAUGGAUGGUGGACGGAGUUGAAGAAGGUGGUGGAUGUCAUGGAACCGUUGUACAACCUUCUCAGGAGGAUGGACCGGGAUGGAACAUCGCCGACAAACAUUGUCAAAUACGACGACAUGAUUGAGAGGAAACUGGCUCACGUCGUUCUCACUAAGGAGCAGCGGGCGAGCGUCAUGGACAAAGUGAGAGAUCGGGUGAAGAUGAUGCGGCAACCAGUACAUGCACUGGCGUUUCUUCUGGACCCGCGCAGGAGAAAUCCACGGUGGUUGUAUGAUCGGGACAGUGCAAUUGUGCAGAACGCGAUGCAUUACCUGCAGAGACAGGUUGGAGGUCCUUGGACAGGGCCAUACCACCUUGAGGUUUUGGGUGACCUGCAUGAGUUUCACAAGGAGCCCACGCCGAACGGGCCCAAGAGAAAGGACAAGAAGAUGUGGAAGCCCGAUGCGAAGGUCGAUUGUGAGAAGCUCACACCGUCAGAGUGGUGGGCGACUUAUGGUGGCGAUGUCCCCGACUUGCAGGCCAUUGCCAUCAAAGUGAUGGGCAUGUGGAGUACAACAACCCCGGCUGAGAGGAAUUGGUCGUCCAUGGACUUCGUGCAUUCGAAAAGGAGGAACAACUUGAAGCCCGAAACAUUGGAGAAGCUGGUGUACAUCCAUUGGAACAUGCAAUUGUUGCGUGCUGCCAACAACAGCAGUGCCAACGGCGAGGGCUACGUUGAUUUGUGGAGUUCGUUCUUCGAGGCUAUUCAGGAGCCAGAUGAGAACGAUGGAUCUGUCUUGAGGGGCCCUGAGGAUGAAACUGAGAAGACGGAUGAGGAGCUGGUGCGGCAGAGUAGCUUCGUGAAGACACCGAAGGGAAGGAUUCCAAAGAAGCUCGAGGACGAAGAGGAUGAGUGCACCGACGACAGUGACUUGGAGGAUGAGUUGUGGAAGGGGAAGUCUGGAUUGUCGGAUGAGGCGAGCGGCGCGGAGGAGGAGGAGGAUGAAAGUGAUUCCGAUUUUGACCUGGGAGCCCAGCCAUCGGUCCAGGGCACUACUUAUGUUGGUAGGAGAGAACCUGCAGAGCGUCGGAAGGAGAAGCAGCCCGCGGUCUCUACACACGCCCGGGUGGAAAGCUCCUCCCAUUACCAUCCUCAGUCCGAUGUCGAGUUCGAUCACAUGGACACCGACGUCGAGUUGCUGCUGCAAAGUGGUCCGGUUGAUGAAGACGAGGCGGAGGCCGACCUCCCAACCCGGAGGGAGAUGGAGAGACGCAAGAAGAAGGUUGGGGAGAAGGAACCGGAGACACGUCGGGCAUUGGACACUGUGCAAGAGGGAGAUGAGGAAGUGCAACCGCAAAGUGGACCAGUUUUGAAGGUGGCGGACCAGCAAGAGGCGGAGCACCGCAAAGAGGCGGACCAGCAAAAGGCGGAGCACCGCAAAGAGGCGGAGGAGAAGGACCAGCAAGAGGACAACGACGACAUGGACCACCUACAAGAGAAGGAGAAGGAGCACGGAAAGGAGGACGAGGAGAUGGAGCAUGAAGAGGACGAGGAGAUGGAGCAUGAAGAGGACAAGGCGGGGAUGGAAAGUCAAGGAGUGGAGAAGGCCAUGGAACAGCAAGAAGACGCGGAGGGCAUGGAUCAACAGGACACACAGCACAACGCGGAUGACGAGGACGGUGAAGAGGAGCACCAGCCUGCAGUGAAGGCUGUGUACAAGCGUAGGCAACGACCGGUUGUGUCCGAACAGUUUGUCGAAAACGCACCCGACUUCCCUCUGAGCAAUGAGGCUGUCCAACAUGACAACCUGUGGGUGAGCAGGGGGGGGAGGAAGAGGAAGGAACCGGUGGAAGAUGCUGCUGUGAAGCCUAAGCGUGCUCGUGGCAGGCCCCGCAAGCUGAAGACCGCCGAGCCCGGUGAAAAAAUAAAAUAAAAAAAAUCGCCAGAGCAAGGCUCGCGCGGAGGUUGUCGAGGAUGACCCCGAUUCAGAUAACUGCAGUGAACGGUCAUCUGAAUUC
This is a messenger RNA of Chara braunii, 4384 nucleotides long. The record is from the annotation of a GenBank genome assembly. Lineage: Eukaryota; Viridiplantae; Streptophyta; Charophyceae; Charales; Characeae.